AUGACCUGUGGGGAGUGGGAGCGAAGCUUUGAGGUUUCCGAAAGACUUGUGCCAUUUGAACCUAGCGCUCUGAUUCCUUUCUAUGAUUUGCUGCGGAGUUCUGCCUUCAUGGACCCUUACCCGCCCCCUGGAACCGUAAGCCAAAGAAGCCCUUUCUUCCGCAUCCGGUUCGCCGCAGACCUCCACAGGCGCCAGGUGGCAGAAAAAAAGCAGGAAUUUUCCCACGUCUGGAAUGCUGAGCCUGCAGAUCAUCGUGCAGACAUGGUGAGAUCUAAUUGGAAACUUUUUUGCUUUAUUUUCUCAAGCUUGUGCUGUGAGUGUGGCGUUCCAAUUAGUCCAAACCCUGCCAAUGUUUGUGUGGCCUGUUUACGAAGUAAAGUUGACAUCAGCCAAGGUGUUCCGAAGCAGGUCUCCAUUUCUUUCUGCAAACAGUGCCAAAGAUAUUUUCAGCCUCCAGCAUCUUGGAUACAGUGUGCUUUAGAGUCCAGGGAGCUUCUUGCUUUGUGCUUGAAAAAAAUUAAAGCACCUCUAAGUAAGGUUCGCCUUGUCGAUGCAGGCUUUGUUUGGACUGAGCCCCAUUCCAAGAGGCUUAAAGUUAAAUUGACAAUUCAGAAAGAGGUGAUGAAUGGUGCUAUCCUUCAGCAAGUGUUUGUGGUGGACUAUGUUGUUCAGUCCCAGAUGUGUGGAGAUUGCCAUAGAGUAGAAGCUAAGGAUUUCUGGAAGGCCGUGAUUCAAGUCAGGCAGAAGACUCUUCACAAGAAAACGUUCUACUAUCUGGAACAGUUGAUUCUGAAAUAUGGAAUGCAUCAGAAUACACUGCGUAUCAAAGAGAUUCAUGAUGGUCUGGAUUUCUACUAUUCUUCAAAACAACAUGCUCAGAAGAUGGUGGAGUUUCUUCAGGGUGUGGUUCCCUGCAGAUACAAAGCAUCACAAAGAUUGAUCUCCCAAGAUAUCCAUAGUAACACAUACAAUUACAAGAGCACUUUUUCUGUUGAAAUUGUUCCAAUAUGCAAGGAUAAUGUUGUCUGCCUAUCACCAAAAUUGGCGCAGAGUCUUGGAAAUAUGAGCCAGAUAUGUAUUUGUAUUCGAGUGACUAGUGCCAUCCAUCUCAUAGACCCCAACACCCUGCAAGUGGCUGAUAUUGAUGGAAACACAUUCUGGAGUCACCCUUUCAAUAGUUUAUGCCACCCUAAACAGCUCGAAGAAUUUAUUGUGAUGGAAUGCAGCAUAGUCCGAGAUCUGAAACGAAGUGCCGGGGCUGGAGUCCUAUCAAAAAAACACACCCUUGCGGAGGUCUGGGUCCAGAAGACAUCUGAAAUGGACACAGAUAAACAGUAUUUUUGUCGGACUCACUUGGGACAUCUUUUAAAUCCUGGAGACCUGGUGCUGGGAUUUGAUUUGGCCAACUGUAACUUAAACGAUGAACAUGUCAACAAAAUGAAGUCAGAUAGAGUUCCAGAUGUGGUGUUAAUUAAGAAGAGCUAUGACCGUACGAAACGCCAGCGCCGUAGAAACUGGAAACUGAAAGAGCUUGCGAGAGACAGAGAAGACAUGGACACAGAUGACGAAAGGCAAUAUCAAGAUUUCCUUGAAGAUCUUGAAGAAGAUGAGGCAAUUAGAAAAAAUGUCAACAUUUACAGAGACUCCACCAUCCCUGUGGAGAGUGACACGGACGAUGAAGGAGCCCCUCGAAUUAGUCUGGCUGAGAUGAUUGAAGACCUUCAUAUUUCCCAAGAUGCCACUGGUGAAGAAGGUGCAUCAAUGAUGUCAUGAUGAGCCAUGGUAUAUGCUGUUUGCGAGUCUGUGACCUCAGAAGUCAGCAAAAUGAUCAUCAUUGUAUAGUACAUGCAUUCCUUUGUAUUUUGAGAGGAGAAUUUGGUCUUAAAGUUGAAUAAAUGACUAUUUUUAUUGUUCACUUACAGUAUUGAAAGGUUUCAUAGUCUGAUAGUUAGAAAAGCGCUGAGAUGGAAUGUAGUUGUUAUUGGUGUUACUGGUACUGAGGCAUCUAAUGUGCUUCCAUCAGAGGUGCCGUAGUAGUUUUACUACUUUAGUGCUGGAUUCUAAGAUCAAGUUAGGAUCCUUUGGAUAUUAACCAAACAUUAGAAUAUAAGCCAGCCUCUUACAUUUGUUUUAUGUUAAUUUCUUUGACCCACUUUAAAUCACUUUCAUAUCCUUGAGGUAGGGAAAUGAAAGUUCAGUUUAUCACAAGAGAGCUGGGAAGUUAAUCAUUUUAUUUCUACAUAGAAUUGUAUCCUUACCCUUUUUCUCCCUUCCUGGGUUUAAACCCAAGGCUUGUACUUGCAAAGUUGCUGUCCAGUCAUUAAGCUAUAACUUUAGCUCUAUAAAAAAACUUAACUGAGGGAUAUUUUAAUUUUUAUUUCGGUAGACUAAAAUGUAUUUAAGUGUGUGUAGGUUUGUAGGGAGCACAGAUUCGUUUUACAGGUUAAUUAGCAAUUUGAUUUGUUUUUUACUUUGGACAGCAGCUUAGGGUGAUAGCUUGUUUUUAUUAUAAAAAUGUCUGCCCCUUGUAUCAAGGAUAUAAUUUUUAAAUUUGGGGUUUCAAGUUGAGAAUAAACACUGUUUCUUCUGUCCA
Messenger RNA from Myodes glareolus (Bank vole), 2593 nucleotides. The record is from RefSeq and is a predicted model, not a curated record. Lineage: Eukaryota; Metazoa; Chordata; Mammalia; Rodentia; Cricetidae.